AUGGCCCUGGGUUUUCCAGCGGGCGUCCAGGCGGGGUCAUGGCCAGCCCCUCAGCUUGCGCCCGCUGAGCCCCGCCCCCCGCCAGCCCCACCUUCAGGAGGAACACACGCCGCCCCUCCCCCGGCAGCCACUCCGCCAGCUGCCCCGCCCGAGCCGCCAUCGUUCGACACCCGCGCCUCCGGGAACGUGACGGCGCUGUUGGGCGGGACGGCGACGCUGAGGUGCCGCGUCACGAACCUCGGGAACAAGACGGUGUCGUGGAUCCGCCACCGGGACCUGCACCUGCUGUCCGUGGGCCGCUUCACCUACACGUCUGACCAGCGGUUCGUGGCCCGUCACGCCGCCGCCGCCGCCGCUCAGGAGUGGCUGCUGAUCAUCCACCACCUGCAGGCGCGGGACGCCGGCCUCUACGAGUGCCAGAUAUCCAGCACGCCGCCGCGCAGCCACCUCAUCCACCUGGCCGUCGUGGAGCCCGAGACCGCCAUCGUUGGGGGCCCGGACGUGUACCUCAACACCGGGAGUCAGCUGGCGCUCACCUGCACCGUCAGGUUCAGUCCCGAGCCGCCCGCCUUCAUCCUCUGGUACCACGGCGACAAGCUGGUGAGCUACGAGAGAACAAGAGGCGGGGGCAGAGGAGGAGGAGGCACCAGCAGCACCAGCAGUAGUAGUAGUGGAAGCAGAACCAAUAGUAACAACAGCAACAGUAGUAGUAGUAGUAGUAGUAAAAGUAGCAACACAACCUCGAGCACAAAUAGUAGUAGUAGUAGUAGUAGUAGCGGCGUCACCUCCUCCCGCCUGCUGGUCCAGUCGGCGCGGCUCUUCCACUCCGGCGUGUACACCUGCGACCCGGAGAACGCCCGGCCCAGGAGCGUGAACGUGCACGUGCUGGCCGGUGACCAGCCAGAAGCCAUCGUCCACGACAACGGAGGAAGGAGUCUUCCUCCUCCUCCUCACCUUCUCCUCUUCCUUCUCUUCCUCCUUCCCUCCCUCUCGUCUAAGCUCCUCCUCCUCCUCUUCCAAGCCCACUGAUGUUCACUUUCAAUUUUCCUCCUCCUCCUCGUAAACGUUUUUUCUCCUUACACUUUUUCACUCAUUUUCUUCUCUUCCUCCUCUUCCUUCUCUUUUCCUUCCUCCUGUCCUCCCUCCUCCCUCCCCUCAUCCUUCACCCUCUCGCUCCUUCAUUCCAUUACACUUCAUCCUCUUCCCUUUAUUUGCUUUCCCUCCCUCAUUCCUUAGUCCCUCACACCCCACAUGACACUUCACCCUUCGCUCCUCUCUCACUCCGUCACACCUUCACCCCCACCUCCUCACUCCAUCACCCCUUCACCCCUCCCUCCUCACUCCGUCACCCCUUCACCCCUCCCUCCUCACUCCGUCACACCUUCACCCCUCCCUCCUCACUCCAUCACCCCUUCACCCCUCCCUCCAUCACCCCUUCACCCCUCCCUCCUCACUCCGUCACCCCUCCCUCCAUCACCCCUUGACCCCUCCCUCCUCACUCCGUCACACCUUCACCCCUCCCUCCU
Molecule: messenger RNA, 1526 nt
Organism: Eriocheir sinensis (Chinese mitten crab)
Lineage: Eukaryota; Metazoa; Arthropoda; Malacostraca; Decapoda; Varunidae
Product: cell adhesion molecule 2-like
Exons: 6
Coding region: 1-1029 (342 amino acids)
Biological process (GO): synapse organization
Cellular component (GO): neuron projection membrane
Source: RefSeq, a predicted model, not a curated record